Messenger RNA from Ectocarpus siliculosus, 588 nucleotides. NCBI's taxonomy places the organism in Eukaryota, Phaeophyceae, Ectocarpales, Ectocarpaceae. The record is from the annotation of a GenBank genome assembly.
AUGUCAAGCACGGUGCCCCCGAUCUCAGCCAAGCAGCCCACUACCGAAUCCGCCCCUGCUAUCUGGAGACUUCGGUUCUCCCUUCUUGCAAUAUGUGGACUUCUCGCGAGUGCGGUGCCAUUCGCGAAAGGGGCAGAGGAGUGCGCCGCCGCAACGAACGGGUGCAAGGCAGACGCUGACUGCUUGGAGUGUUUGACCAUUGAGGCGCUGCCGACAGCCUGCGCCCCUAUCGCAACGACCUGUGCAGAGUGGUGGGUGAUGACCUGCUGCAUGUACGGGAACUCGGACGCUUGCCAGGAGAAUGAGCUUCUUCUCAACCAUCUUCAGUGCCUGGCGGAAGGGAACGACUGCGCUAUCGACGCAGUGUGCCCGACACUUGUCAGCGACGGGGACGAAAUCAACAACGAUGUCGACGGCGCUGCCGAUUCCUCGAUCGAGUUGCCGUGGGCUAUUGGACCCGAGGACGGCCUAGUGUGCACGGACGAGCUGGCGGCCUGCAUGAACGAAUCGGAGUGCUCCGGAUGCAUUCCGGCGGUGCUACCCGAGGGGUGCUCUGCUGGCAGUGAUGCAGGCAUCACCUGCGAUUAG